Molecule: messenger RNA, 330 nt
Organism: Phycomyces blakesleeanus NRRL 1555(-)
Lineage: Eukaryota; Fungi; Mucoromycota; Mucoromycetes; Mucorales; Phycomycetaceae
Exons: 1
Coding region: 1-330 (109 amino acids)
Source: RefSeq, a predicted model, not a curated record
AUGCGCCUCUUGGAUCGUUUUCUUCAUCGUCAGUCGCCUAAAGAAGCGCGUCCGUUAUCUACUGCCCAUCCAAAACACAAAACAUACAGAUUCUUACCAAAAAGAUGGUUUGGUACCUUGUCACCUCCAAAAGAAAGGCACAAGGUCCAAAGUGAUGAAAUACUAUUGAGCCAAUGCAUUCAAACAGCCCUAUCACCGUCCAAUCGAUGGUCUAUGGGAACCUUACCUGCCGAUCUCAGGACAUCUAAUCGACCUCCUCUACCAUCUUUUCCUCUCUCUCCUAUCCCUGAAAAUCCUACAAUAUCCAGACGUCAGUCUCGAGUGGUCUAG